AUGUCCAUAAUUUAUGCCAUAGGCUCAAAUGGCUCAGGGCAACUCGGAAUCGGCCAUAAAGAAGAUGUAUCAGUCCCCAAGCCAGUUCUUUUCAAUGAAGACAUUCCCGUUGGAGUCCAGCAAAUCAGAGCCGGAGGUAACCAUACCCUUAUACUAUCAACAACAGGUGAACUAUACUGUUCAGGCGAUUCAUCCUACGGAGCUUGUGGGCUCACUCCCGGUUCGCAUCCUACUGAAGCGAAAUUUCGACGUGUGAAGCUUUCGGAUGAUUUUCCAAUCAAUGAAGCACCAGUAGUAUUCUGUGCAGCAACUUGGGAAGCAUCCAUCAUUGUCCAGCAAGAUGAAGAUGGCCAUGCAACGAAGGUGUAUUGCUUCGGGACAGGAAAUAAAGGGGAAUUAGGUUUGGGGGAGUUUUUAUUUCGAUCAUCCAAACCUCAAAUGAUUGAAAACUUCCCACCCGCUGGUCUGAAAGUUGUUGAUCUUGCCACAUCCGUCAGUCAUGCGGUGGUCGUCUUGAGCAACGGCGACGUUUAUGGUUGGGGAAGUGGGAGAAAAGGUCAACUUGGUCAACCUGAAGGUAUAAUUUAUUCUCCUCGUAAGAUUGAAGGUCUGGAGUUCAAAGCUGUCAGAGCCAUUUGCGGAAGGGAGUUCACAUGUAUUUUGGCGGAGUCCUCGAGUAGUCAACAUAAAAUUUUAGGGUCCAACAAGUGGAACAUUAGAUCUGCCGCACCGGAGAAAUUAUCAAGUUGGACCGACGUUGGUAGUACCUGGGGAAGUAUUCUACUAUUACAGAACAAUGAAGCUCUCACGUCUUGGGGAAGAGACGAUCAUGGACAAUUGGCUCCAUCGCAACUACCACCCGUGCGUCAAAUUGCUAUUGGCAGUGAGCAUGGUCUGGCACUCACCACAAAAGGCGAAGUCUGUGCAUGGGGGUGGGGUGAGCACGGGAAUUGUGGACCAAAAACCAAAGAUGGAAAUGUAAAAGGCACAUGGAAUGUGGUGGCAUCUUCUGGCUACUUACCACCAGGAGCAAAGAUCUCAUAUAUCGGUGCUGGGUGUGCUACCAGCUGGAUCUGUCUUAGCUAG
Sclerotinia borealis F-4128 is the source of this 1086-nucleotide messenger RNA. Lineage: Eukaryota; Fungi; Ascomycota; Leotiomycetes; Helotiales; Sclerotiniaceae. The record is from the annotation of a GenBank genome assembly.